GUGCCUGCAUUCGCAGUCCGACUUUCGAUCCACCAUGUUGCGUCUGAGCUCGCUGCUGGCCGUUGCCUUCGCCUGCGUCCUGAUCUCGGGGUCCGUUUCCGGCGAGGUGAUCAACUUCCAACCUUGCGAGGACAGUGUGGACACCUGUACCAUCCAGCAGGUCCGCGUUACACCCUGUCCGGAGGCACUUCAAAAUAAGGCCUGCAACAUUCGCCGCAGACGCACCUCCGAGAUGAGCUUCGAUUUCACACCCCAUUUCGAUGCCGAUACCCUCGAAGCGAGCUUGGGUUGGGCUAAGUCGGAGACUGUGGAGCUGCCUCUCAUCACCAUGGACCGAGAGGGCUGCAAGUACACCAACUGCCCCGUGAGGUCAGGAGUCACCCAGACCUACACCACCGCGGUGCCCAUCGAGGCCAAGUUUCCCCUGAGUCCCUACACCAUCCGUUGGGCCCUGAAGGAUCCCGUCUCCGGAAAGCGCUGUUGCUUCACCCACGACAUCAAGGUGGUGCGCUAGGAGGAGGUUGUGACUCGCAUGGUCAAGAAGGCCCCUUUUGAUAUCUGCCCGACAAAUUUAGGAAUUUGAUUCAUACUUUUGUUUCCGUUUUCUAAAGUGUUCAGUGAAAUGAUUACUCUUCUUCGAAUUAAAGAAACUUGCAAGUUUUUAAAGCUGUCAAA
Drosophila eugracilis is the source of this 675-nucleotide messenger RNA. RefSeq names its product MD-2-related lipid-recognition protein-like. Lineage: Eukaryota; Metazoa; Arthropoda; Insecta; Diptera; Drosophilidae. The coding region runs from base 35 to 514 and encodes 159 amino acids. The record is from RefSeq and is a predicted model, not a curated record. Gene Ontology annotation, molecular function: sterol binding. Gene Ontology annotation, biological process: sterol transport. The transcript has a single exon.